CCCACUGCCUCAAAACCGCUCCAGUCUCGGGCCCGGGCGCUUCACCAUGGCACACCAGCGGUGGGCGUGGGCGGUUGUGUUUUGCGCUGCCCUUUAGCGCCUUCUGGCUGGGCACAUUCUGGCUGGGCACAAGGUGGUCUUAAUCUGGAGUCCGCAGCUCGGUGCUUGCGGGCCUUCAUGGGCGGCCAAAAGCACUGAUGCGCUGGAGGUGGAGGAGGUUCAGAAUCACGCAGAGUCGAAGACCUAGGUGCAGGUGACCGCGACCGCCAGCAGCUGCUGCAGCGAUUGGCCAGCCUCGGUGUGCACGAAGACGGCUGAGCCGAGCUUCGUUGGAGCACGGGGAUUGGUGGUGGCAGCGGUGAUGGGCAUGCGUCAUGUGCACAUCCUGGGCUCCGGUAAUAGGGGAUGGUAAAGGACCCCCCAAAUAGAUAGAAAACAACAAUAAGUCUCACUAAAACUGUUUUCGAAACGGUGGCACUACCUACUUGAGGACCGCUACAGUAAGUAAAGUUUGAAGAUGGUUUAAGUUUUGUUUUGGCCUUCUGAAGAGGUUCGAGAGGUUCUUGUUGCCUUCGCAAGAGGUCAAGUCCGGGAUUCGGCAAUGGUGAUGUCCGAGGCAGGUGCUGCAGGUUUGGUUUGCGGGGUUUGGGGCCAAAUAUUUGAGGUUGAAGACUUGGGACUCUACUUCUCCACUCACAUGUUGUAUCCAUGCUGGUGGGUGUUUCCGAUCAAGUUGAUUUGGAGCAUCAGAAUGAAAGGUGAAGAUGUUCGUUUUGCAAAGCCUGGGAUCAUUCCAUUCCUGAAGAUUCCAAAUCCACUUUCCGGCACAUAUUACCCCCAAGUUCCGCAACAAAACAUUCCUUGUUUUGCUGCAAUAGGCAAUAGACCCUGCUGGAAAUCACAAGGCCAUUUGCUGGGAUCCUGGAUGCAUGUCAGGCACCGAUCCUGGCUCUUCGGCUCUUCGUGCAACACGAGUCCACUUGUUCUUGAUCAGCUUUUCUUCACCCCCCAGAACUGAUUCUUGUUUCGGGGUCGAAAACACCAUUGGCUUGAGUGGUGUUGCCACCCUGAGAGAACUGUCGGGCCGGGGGGGAACCCCGGCACGCUUUCGGAUCCCGAGGGCGACGCCCUGCAAGACUUCCGCGGAGCCCCGUUCGUAGGGUCCUUGCUCCUAGUACGACAGAUCGGAAGUCGUUCAGGUGGACUUCAGACAUCGCCGGAGCGGUUUUGGAUGUCGAGGCGCUGGAGAUCACACCACGCGGAAGUGGUGCCGAGGUGAUCACUAGUAGGGGGAGGCCAUUAAAGAGAUUACUGCACUUCUUUAUUAGAGGGUUUUUCGUUGUUUUUGUAGAUUCGGGAGCUCUUCUGCUGCCAGACCGUCGAUCCUCGCCUGAGCGGAUCCGAAGACGGGAUAGGAGGGCCAGUGGAGAUGGAGACGACGAAGGGAAUUCGGAUCGAAAAGACGGGAUGGAGUCGCGCAGCGACGGGGUUUAGGGUGUCACAAGAAUGUGUUUGUUGUUCCGGAAGGUUGGUUAUAAGGCCUGGGCUUGGCAUGUCCUUUGAAUUCAAUAAGUCCGUCAUAUGCCACUUUCAGCACAGGGACCGAAGCAUUUGGAGGACACACGAGACACCAGCCUGACAUCUCACCACAGUUCGUGCCUUUGGCUCCCGCGCUAUCGCACGACUCGC
This is a messenger RNA of Durusdinium trenchii, 1689 nucleotides long. NCBI's taxonomy places the organism in Eukaryota, Dinophyceae, Suessiales, Symbiodiniaceae. The record is from the annotation of a GenBank genome assembly.